UAGCUAGGAAAACGGUUUGCAAGAGGCGGAGUCUAGGACCCGGAGGCCCGGGCGGUACAAUAGAGCUGUUGUGCCGUGGUGGAAAAGAGAUUGCAGCUCUGGGAAAUUGACAGUGUGGAAUUGGAAAAGAACAACUAAAAAAUAUUCCUAUUUAUCUCAUACACAGCGACCCAGCUCGUCCAUAACUUUCCGAAAGACAGUGCUGCUCGUAAUCAACUCCAACAGCUCAUUUUGGAUCUACGGGAUGAGAGGAGGACAGAGCCAGCCCAUCAGAGGAACACACUAGCAUGCGCAUAGACCACAAAUUUAUGGAUACAAAAGGAUGAAACGCCUCAGGUGUUCAAGCAGCAGUGACAGCUCUGACAAUGAGAGUCCUUCGACCUCCUUUUCCUCCAACAAGUAUGGAAGCAAACCUGGAACCCCCGCUUCCAACCCUAAGAAACCGGCAGAGGUGUUCCGAAAAGACCUGAUCAGUGCCAUGAAGCUGCCGGACUCGCACCAUGUCACGCCGGAGGACUACUACUUGCUGGCCGACACAUGGAGGCAGGAAUGGGAGAAGGGGGUGCAGGUGCCCGCCAGCCCCGACACCAUCCCCCAGCCCUCCCUCAGGGCUAUUGCAGAGAGGUCAAAGGAGCUGCUCUACUCCCGACCCAGGAAGUACAUCCAGUGCUGGAGCCAGGACACCGCGGAGACGGGCUACGUGAACAUCAAGGAGCUGGCCGAAGCCAUGUGCCGCUACGACUUGGACGACAUGGACCUGUACUGGCUCCGGGAGCUGAACGCCGAGCUGGCUCUGAUGGGGGAGAUGCCCGUGGAUGAGCUGACAAUGGAGCGCACCAUGGAGGCCCUUGAGAGGCAAUGCCACGAGAACAUGAACUACGCCAUCGAGACGGAGGAGGGCCUGGGCAUCGAGUACGACGAGGACGUGAUCUGCGACGUGUGUCGCUCCCCCGACAGCGAGGAGGGGAAUGACAUGGUGUUCUGUGACAAGUGCAACAUCUGCGUACACCAGGCCUGCUACGGGAUUGUGAAAGUCCCUGAUGGGAACUGGCUGUGUAGGACCUGCGUACUCGGCAUCAACCCCCAGUGCCUACUGUGCCCCAAGAAGGGCGGUGCCAUGAAGGCCACGCGAGCAGGAACCAAGUGGGCACAUGUUAGCUGCGCGCUCUGGAUCCCAGAGGUGAGCAUCGCUUGUCCGGAAAGGAUGGAGCCCAUCACCAAAGUCUCUCACAUUCCUCCCAGUCGCUGGUCCCUUAUAUGCAGCCUGUGUAAGCUGAAAACCGGAGCCUGCAUACAGUGCUCAGUGAAGAACUGCACCAUUCCUUUCCACGUGACCUGCGCCUUCGAGCACAGCCUGGAGAUGAAGACCAUCCUGGACGAGGGCGACGAGGUCAAGUUCAAGUCCUACUGCCUGAAGCACAGCAAGCCCAAAGACGGCGAGCCGGGCCUGAGCCCCAGUCCGAACCCUAGCCCGUGUCCGGCCCGGCCUAAGCCGCCCACCGAGACGGAGAAGGUGGGUCUGCGAGCCCAGAAGCUCCUGGAGCUGGAGGAGGAGUUCUACUCGAUGGUGCAGCCCGUUGAGCUGGCCCAGGAGCUGGGCCUAGCGCCGGCGCUGCUGGACUUCAUCUUCCAGUACUGGAAGCUGAAGCGGAAGAGCAGUUUCAACAAGCCGCUACUGCCCCCUAAGGAGGAGGAGGAGAACCAGCUCCUGCAGCCGCAGGAGGACAGCAUCCACACGCGCAUGCGCAUGUUCAUGCACCUGAGGCAGGACUUGGAGAGGGUGAGGAACCUGUGCUACAUGGUGAGUCGGCGGGAGAAGCUAAAGUUGUCCCAGAGCAAGUCCCAGGAGCAGAUUUUCAACCUGCACGUCAAGCUCAUCAACCAGGAGCUGUCUGCAGGCCUUCCAGUAUCCAUUCCAGUGGAGAGCUUGCUGUUCCGGCCUCCACCCCGAAUCACACUGAAGCUCAAGAUGCCCAAGCUGUCGCUAGGCAACGGCAAAGGCUGUUCCAAAUCAGGGAACGGACCCCUGUGCCCAGACAACAGCGUCAAUGUCUACAACCGGGGCGGCAGCGGGAUUGGCCAGGGGAAGCCCCAGCUCCACCACAGCCGGGUACGGAAAGAGGACCGCGCCAACGGCCUGAUGGCCACCGCGGCACACUCUCAUCGGGACGGUGGCUCCAGCAGCGGCCCGACGCUACCCGUCAAGCCUACGGGCAAACCGCUGGCACUGCACGCAGCCCUGCACGGCCACUUGUCCAGCGGAAAGGGGAAGGGGAAGGGGGACCAGGAGAGGAGCCGAGCGUCAGCGGCAUCAGCGCCAAAGUCCAACGGCUUCAUGGAGAAGCCCAGUACGGUGGCCCAGAGGGACACGUCCUGUCAAACGCCCAGUGAGCAGGACGCUCAGGACGAGGGGGGUGCAGGGAAGGGGGGUAAAGGGGGUGCGCAGGGGGCCUUCCAUAAAUCCACUAUGGAGCACUUCAGCAGGUCCUUCAAGGAGGCCACCGUCAGCCUGGUGCGGACCACCGAGGACCUAAGGGGCUCGGACAAGGCCUCCCGCAAGGGCUCGUCGUCGUCCGCGGGGAAAGAGAGGCUCUGGGCCAAGCCAGCAGGGGAGAGGCGGGCGGAGAGCGACGGCUACUGCCCAGACCUGGAACUGAGCGACUCUGAGUCAGAGGCCAAGGGCAAGCAGCGGCAGCGCUCGGGCAGGCCGCAGGCGGGCAGCAGUCCCGCACGGGGGGACUCGGGUAAGGGCGGCGACGGCCGCCGGGGGAAAGUGUCUCUAGGGUCCAGAACCUCAAAAGUACAAAGGUGACGACUCGAUCUCAUCGCGCUACGCCUCACGAGCACUACUCAACUUGAGCUUCUCCCCGACUUUCACUGCCCCUUUCAAAAAAAAAAAAAACAUUCUGGGAUUUCCAUGCCAAUGCAGGUGUCCACAAGUGCCAGGUUUGUUCCCUCUGAUUGUGAGUUCCUGGAUAGAGCCAAGCCCUUUUGCCAUGAAGGAUCAGUGUUUGCUCUGGAAAGCUAACCUGCUUCAGUUAGCAAUGCUAGCCGUGAAGUGUAAACAUGGGCACCGGUGAACAGUUAGUUCUAAGUGGCAUUCUGACACAUGGUCCUUGGCUGGGACUGACAACAACCAAUUUUGUCUGGCUGUGCAUUGCCUUUGUGUUUUGCAAACAGGGUUUUUAUUUUCUUGUCAUGAAUAGUUCCACCAGUAUCAACCAAGUACGUAACAUUAGAUGGGCCUCAAGUUUCUGUUGUAUAUGUUGAUGAAAAAAACUUUGUUUUUUUAUGCUGUAAAUAGUCACUUAUGUCAGACGAAGCAUGUUUUACCAUGUUUCAUGAAUAAACAGUGACAUGGUCUCUCUGACAUUAUGCAAAAAAAAAAUAAAGCCAGUUUUGUGUUUGUUUGGAAGAGGGAACAAGGUGACACAACUUCUGGGUCACUAAAUAUUGUCAAAGGUUGGCAAUCACAUCCCUUCCGUCUUUCUCUCUCAACUGUCUACUGAAACUGCAUUAGCAUGCUUGCUGUCCUGUUGCUUCCUUUUUCUCAAAAAGGAAACCUUAAUCUUUGGAAAGUCUGAAACAUUUAAAUAGUGGUUCUUCCAUGUGUGUGUUAACGGAAUUGGAAGAGAUCCUAUGUAUGCCGUAUCUCGUUGAGAUGAUUAGCUUCACAUUCGUCUGAGCUGUUUUUUUUAAAUGUGUUUGGAUGAUUAUGGAAUCCACAGUUAGUGCUGUUGGUAUCAGUUGCAAUGCAAUUGUGUAAGCAAUAGAGACAGUAUCAGGUUAAAAUGGUUUAAGAGUUUCAGGGUGCUCAUUUUUUUUACCUCUGUGAAGUACAUUGGAGUAUAUAUGAGCCACAAGGGGGCAGUGUGGAGUUGACUGACUUUGACUCUCACAGACCACAGGUCAGUGAGCCGCCAGGUGGGGGCGCCAGAUAUCGACUAAAAGCCUUAGAAACAGUAUAUUUUUUCUUCUCAAGAUCAUGCCAAAAACACCUGUAUUGAGUGUAUUUGUCAUAAUGCCAGCAAUUGAGAUUUUUGGAGAUGCCCCUUUUAGAGGCUAUAUUGCCUAAAAUGCUGCUGUUUAACACCAUUGUUUACAUCAGAUGUGACCCAUCUUCACUCCUUACUCAUACUGUACUGUAACACUUCCUCCACAUUUCUCCUCACUGCUCAUAGUACUUAAGGUUCAUCAUGAUUUAAGGGCUGUUGAGGGCCUGAAGUGGGAUCUAGUGAAACUGGGCCUGUAAGCCGGGGCAUCGCUCUUUUUAAAAGAUGGUCCUGCCCCAGGCUACGCUGUCUCUCGCUGUGAAUUUAACCCCAGUGGUUCCCUAAUGGCCUGUCACGGCACUUGCAGAGUUGCAGUAUCUGUCUGCCAGCUUGGCUGGUCGACCAGUGAGAGAGAUCCACCCCCACGCCCACCCAUUUUAGUGGAAGAGACUCGGCACAAUAUAGUUCUCCUUUUGACCAUGUACUGUAGUUUCUCGUGACCCCCUCACAACAUAUAAAGCUAGCAUCCUCCUUUUCACACCUUUAAGUUUCAGUUCAAGGUCAUUGGUUAAACCCAGGGACUGAAAAAGCAAAUGCGUUUGUGGUGAGACAUCCACUCAAAGAAAACAAAUAAAAAUGUAGUUUCAGAAUCAGCUCCCUGUUCUGGUAGCUCAGAGAAAUGACCGCAUGGAGGACCAAGGCUGGUUUUAUUGCACCUGUUUGUGCAGCACAUUCCUCUAUGUUGAGUGAAGGAGACAUGGCCAAGUAUGUGUAUGUGUGACUGUUUGCAUCCUAUUUGCUUUUUUAAUGUGUGUGCGCUAUGUGAACUUCCAGAGUGAGCUUCCGUGUCGCUGGGAUCAGGCAGUGUAGUGCUGUCUGGCAGCAGAUUAAAAAAAAAACACUGUAUGGAUGUGUGCAUGGAUGUAAGCUUGAAAAAAUACAAAAGAAAAACAAAAAUGCAAAACAAAAAUAAAACAGUGCUUUCCUGUAGAGCUGAGAACUUCAUAGGACUUGAUAUUUUACACUAAAAUGAUGAAAUGCAAAAGGUGGAUAUCCACACUUUUUUUUUUCAUUUUCUUUUCUUCUCAAAGAACCAUUUUUUCAAUAAACUUGAAAAUAAAUUCUC
Molecule: messenger RNA, 5118 nt
Organism: Alosa sapidissima (American shad)
Lineage: Eukaryota; Metazoa; Chordata; Actinopteri; Clupeiformes; Clupeidae
Gene: jade3
Product: jade family PHD finger 3
Exons: 12
Coding region: 323-2812 (829 amino acids)
Biological process (GO): regulation of transcription by RNA polymerase II
Cellular component (GO): histone acetyltransferase complex
Source: RefSeq, a predicted model, not a curated record